This is a messenger RNA of Striga hermonthica, 651 nucleotides long. NCBI's taxonomy places the organism in Eukaryota, Viridiplantae, Streptophyta, Magnoliopsida, Lamiales, Orobanchaceae. The record is from the annotation of a GenBank genome assembly.
AUGAGAGACAUCGUGAUUGUGAACACUGAGAACAUGCCUAUGAUUUUAACCCUUUGGAAUGAGUUCGCUACAACUGAAGGUCAACAACUUGCAACUGGUAUCAACGCAGGAAACGUAAUCAUUGCAAUGCGUGUUCGGGUCACAACUUUCAAUGGAAUCUCACUCUCCACCAAAUCAACAAGUGAUCUUCUCAUAAAUCCACCGACACCCGAGGCAAAUGAGCUAAAGCAGUGGUACAUACAAAAUAGGCUGGAUAUUGACAAUCUCAUUAUAGCCAGAGCAUUUACAGACCCUGCUGCAUUGCUUCCAAGGCCACCUGCUGAAAACAUAAUGAGUAUUGAAACUUACUUGAAUCCUACUAACAAUGUCAAAGCUGCUUGGAUUCAAGGAAGUAUAACUUUGGGACUGGCCAACCAACCACUUUGGUUUGCCGCUUGCUCAAACUGCAAAAAAAAAUUCGACCUUGAAGUGGGCUCUGAUAUAAGGUGCAGCUCAUGCGACCAGCAGAGCCAAAUUGUGGCAAGAGCAAGAAUUCCAAUCUACAUUGAAGAUGAGACAGACACAAUUGCAGCAGUUGUUUAUGGGGAUGAUGCUGAGGAGCUAGCUGGGUGUACUGGUGCUGAAUUGAAAGAUGCUGAAGAAGAGGUUUAG